AUGGGUGAUUGUUUUAACACGCAGCUAGGAAUUUUCAAGUUGCAUUGUACUACAUAUCCUAUCAUUUGUCAUAUUAUGGCUCAUAUUAAUAAUUUACCAAAAGUUGUGUUCGUAUUGGGUCCUCCGGGAUGUGGCAAAGGAACACAGUGUGCAAAAUUAGAAAAGAAUCUUGGAGUAAGACAUUUAAGUGCUGGUGAACUAUUGAGGCAAGAAAUAAAACGUGAAGGUUCUCAAUAUGGACAGUUGAUCGAAACUCAUAUCCGUAAUGGUACUAUUGUUCCGGUUGAGAUUACAUGCAAACUUAUUGAAAAUGUGGGUCCCGCAAUGAGUAAAUCACAUUUGUCAAAAGCAUUUCUAAUAGAUGGCUUUCCAAGAAAUGAAAAUAAUGUGAAAGGAUGGGAGCGUGAAUUGCAGCAAAAAACAAAAAUUCUAUUCGUUCUGUAUCUGCAUUGCCCUGAUGAGGUAUGUGUUGAGAGAUGCUUGAAUAGAAAUGAAGGGCGUUCAGACGAUAACAAAGAGUCGUUACGUAAACGAAUUGCUACAUAUCAUACACAAACCUUGCCGAUCAUCGAAUAUUACCGAGCUCAGAAUCUUGUUCGUCAGGUAUCAGCGACUGCUUCGGAAGAAGAGGUUGAACUAGUUUUAUUUUAUAAUCUCAGGAAUCUUUAG
This is a messenger RNA of Thelazia callipaeda (thelaziosis nematode), 669 nucleotides long. The record is from the annotation of a GenBank genome assembly. Lineage: Eukaryota; Metazoa; Nematoda; Chromadorea; Rhabditida; Thelaziidae.